AUGACGGAGACAGGCGCCCCGGACCUGUAUUCUCCCUCGCAGCUGGAAACCAGCCCCGUGGAGGCGCCGUCUCCGCAGGCCGACGGGUGCAAACCCAUAAGGGGCGCCGCUGAGGAGGGCAGCUCGUCGUCUCACGCGAGGUCGUCGCGAGACAGCCGAGGCCGCCAAAGGGAAAGCAGCCCGCGGCGCGAGAGCGUGAGGCGGAAGGAUUCAGGAGCAGCCGCGGAGGGAGAGCGGCGCGACUUCGCGAAGAAGGUUUCGCUCGAGAAGGAAGACGAGCGGAAAAGGAUGGGGACUCACGGCGACGCGUCGCACAGCGGGCGCAGGGAGAGGAGCGAAGAGGACAGGCGCUCGCGGGAGAGGCGAAGCCGCGACGAAGAACGACGGAGGGAGCGGGCGGAGAGCAGACGAGACAUAGACAGCCGAGACGAGAAGGACAGGAAGAAGGACAGGCGCAACAGCGCCUCUGAGCGGGAGUCAGACUCCAUGAAGAGACGCCCGCUGUCUUCUUCCUCUUCUUCCUCUUCGUCGUCUUCGUCCUCUAAGCACCGCAGAAGUCGGUUCGACAUCGGCCCGGACGAGCAGAAGCGCCUGCAGCGCAUGGAGCAGUGGCGGGCGCUGAUUCGGGAGAAGAAGAACGAGGGAGAGAAGAGGGACGGGGCUUGCGAGGACGGCGAGAAGGGGCGAAACGCCGGUCCUGCGACGACGGCGGCGCGUGAGCAGACCGCGCUCGAUAACGCGGAGUCCGAAGACGACAUGCAGAUCGACGAGGAGUCCACGGCGUCCUACUCUUCGCCGCCGACCGCGUCUUUCUCGGCGUUGACUGCCAGCGCGCCGAACGCGCUGGAGGCGCGCGAGGCCGAGAAGGGGACAGCGACGGCCGUGUUCUCCGCGAAGGGAGACGCCGCUCUCCACGCCGCGUGCUCCUCUGGGCGCGAGCGGAGCUGGCGCGAGGAGGACGAAGAGGGGCGACGAGCCAAGAAAAGGAGAAACUACUCCGGCGAGCACAGGGAGCGCGAGGAGCGGAGACACGGGCACAGCGAGCGGAGAGACAGUGAACGCCGCGAAGAGAGGCGCCGCGAAGAGAGACGCGGCGAAGACGGGCGCCGCGACAGAGAUGAGGCGCGGAGCCACAGGAGACACCACGGCAGUCGAGGGGACAGCGCGUCGCCGAGUCGGAAGGACGAGGGGCACGAUGGCGGCGUCGGUCGCGAGGCCGCGUCUGCCUCGUCGCUCCCUUGCGGCGAAGGCGACGCGCAGAGACGCGACGCGAGCCGCGAAAAAAACGACAGAGAUCCCGAAAAAAACGACAGAGAGCCUGAGCAGGAGGACGCAGAGGACGAGAAGGACGGCUUCGCGGCUCGCCGCCACACGCGUCGGACCUCGCGGCGGGCCGCGGCGGCCUAUGGCCGGUCGCGGCCCCUCGCCUCAGGCAGCGAAGCGCACUCGAGCGAGACGUCGUCCUCGUCGCCGUCUCCCGUCGUGGAGCGCUCCAAGAAGAGUCUGCACCGCUCGCGUCGCGGCGGCGACAGCCACUCGUCUGCCGUCGCUCUGGCACUCGACGACGACUGCAGUCCGCACACUCACCUGCUGGGCUACUCCAACCUGCCCUCGCCGUCGCUCUCCCCGCCGUCCUCGCCGCGCUCGCGGCGCUCUCGCAGCCCGAACUUUGAGCGGAGAAAGAGGCCUGCGCCCGGCGUGGACAUGACCUCCGUGGAUCCGUGGACGUAUUCGGCGGCGGCGCAGCCGCGCGCGUCGCCUCGCGACGGGGGCGUCGACGACUGGCGGAACGGCCUCGACUCAGCCGACGCCCGCGCCUCCCCUGCGACGGCCGCCGCGGCCUCCGCUGUCCCAGUCAUCCUCCCCUCUCCCGGCGCGCCGUAUGCAGUCGGGUUCGCGGCACCAGCUGCCGCUGCUGCCACUGCCGCCGCCUUUCCGCCGGCCUUCUCGCCUCACGCGACCCAUCCGCGUGCCAUGCAGGCCGCCUUCGCCCACGGCGUCUCCCCGCCGCAGGGUGCGGCGCGGCGCGACGAGGUCGCGGGCUGCGGCGCGGCCGCGGCGUUCUGGGCGAACUCAUACGGCGCGGCGUCUCAUCCCGCGCCGACCGGCGCCGCGCCAUCGUUCGCUGCAGGCUUCUCGCCCUCCGCCUCCUCUGCUUCCUCGUCGCAGGGGGCGUCAGCGUUCGUCGCAAGCGGCUACGCGGCGUCCAGCGCCUCCGCGGGGCUCGCGGCUACGGCGGCCUCGCCCGCGCUACCGCCGUGGGCGGCGGCGGCGAAGAGGGACGCGGUCGGGGAGAGGGGCGCGUCGGAGAGCCUCUCGGCGCCCGCGCCGAGCGGCGCUGCGCUGCCUUCGCCGCAGCUGCUGCAGGAGACGCACCCGGUGCUGCAGCUGCAAGCGCGCGAGCAGACUCAGCAGCAGUUCUCCGCGCAGUCCGUCACUGGCGCAGUGGUAAGCCCGAACGUCUGGAAGAAAAUUGACAAACUCCAACGUGCCAAGAUCUGCCUCAACUGUCGGCAGCUGCCUCAGCGAAUGAGCCACGCCAGCGGCGCGCCCUCCGGAGUCUGCAGCGCCUGUUCGCGGCACGUGGGAAGGCAAAACUGCAAACACUGCGGCAUCGAGUUCCUCCAGCAUCACUACUGCGCUCAGGCUGAGAAGCUGCUGGGUCGCCCGAUCUGUCUCGGUUGCGCCAGGCAGAUGACUAAGUAUCAAAAAGAUCCCAGCAUCUGCCGUUACUGCAAAUGCUGGUCUGCGUGGAACGAGGCGCAGGAGUGCGAACGCUGCCGCUCGCGGAUUCAGCGGCACGGGAUGCCGCGGCGGUGCGAGCGCUGCGGAGUGGAGGCCGCCUUUCCGCGCUCGGCGUCUGCGCCGUCUGAGGGCGAGAAGAAGCUCCCAGAUCUCCUCUGCUUUCUCUGUUCAUUCGCGAUGAAGAAGGCACUGCUGCAGCAGCAGCGCUCGCGCAGCCGCACGCAGCAAACGCUGCAGCUGCUGCAGCCGGGGAAGGUGAACGCCGCAGCCCUGGAACCCGACAAAGUCCCCGCGGGUCUCCUCAGCGGUCAGAGACGAAGAGAGCUCGUGAGGACGCGGGGGAAAGAGUCGCAGGAAGAAGAGACCGAGGAGAAGCCGCUGUCGCACUGGAAGCUGCGAGCUGAGCACUAUCAGCAUCAAAACGAGGAACUUCUGCAUCAACUUCAACAAAUGCAGCAGCAGCUCCUCCAGAAAGACCUCACGAUGCAGGAACAGCAACAGGAGAAGAAGGAACAGCAGCAGGCGCUGCAGCACGAUCUUCUCCAAGAGCGACGGCGGAACCAACAACUGCUUCUGGAUUUGAAGCGCGCGUCGAUGGAGCGCGAGGCGCAGGCGAACAAGGCCGCGGCCGAAAAGCGCGAGACGGAGAAAGUCCACUUGGGUAUCUCUAACGCGCUGCACGAGUGCAUCGACCAGCUGAAGCACCGAAACGAGGAGUUGGAAUUGGCAAACAAACGCUGCUCCGCGGAGACUCACCAGGCGAAGAAGCAAGCACAGAAUUUGACAAAGGAGUUGGAGGGCCUGCGAAAGGAGCUGUCUGCCGCGGUUUCUGCUCGCGACUCGGCGCUAGCCACGCACGAGGCGACCGCGGCGAACGUGGCGAGUCUCGCAGCGUCUCUGGAGGCGACGCGGAGGGAACUGGAGAAGAUGCGGCAGGAACUCUCUGCCAUGAAGGAGGAACGCGACUCCGCACAUGCUAAGGCAGAGUCCGCGUCGCGCGAAGCCGAGGAGUACAGACAGCAGCGCGAGAGCCAGCAUAACGCCGAGGCCGCAACUGAGCAAGACUGCAAGGCCGCAGCCGAGGAAGAAGUCCGCGCGGGAAAGGAGCGGCGCGCGGGCGACGAGGCUGCCGAGAACGAACAAGCAGGCCAACCGCAGCCAGAGAACGACAAAGAGGGGAAGACUCAAUCGGGAAUGCAGCCAAACGGCGCGGAGGAAGCAGAGAAGGGUGCCGCGGCCGAAGAAGAGGCGCUGAGUCCGCAGAAAGAGGAGAGGAAGAGCAGUUCGAAGAAACAAGCCAAAAAUGCAAAGCAAGGAUCGUCCCACCCGCGCGAAGAGGAAGGAGGGGACCGACCGAACGAGCGACGCAACGAAAACGUGUCUCAAGAGCACCGCGAAGAGGGCACGGACUCAGAUCCGGUCACGAAGGCUGCCGCAGAAGGCGAGGGAGACCGACAGGACGCGACUGAAGAGGCCCGCACGCAGCCAGAGAACGGGCGGCGCGUCGAGGGAGAAGAAGAAGCCGCAGCUUUGCAGGAAAAGGGCGACAGCGACGCGCCGAAUUUCGCGUCCACUGAGCAAGAGACCGAGAGUGCUGGCGACGCAUGCGGCAAACCGGCUGAGGUGCUCGAGGCUCCGCCAGCGGCGCCGCAGGCGAUUGCACCAAGAGAGGAGGGAGACGAGGAGGCGACCGGCGAGAAGACGCUGGGAACGAAGCGACGCCGCGACGAAGAGCAGACUGAAGCAGAUGGAGCGGCUGAGGAGCCGGCUAAACGAGGCAAGAAGCAGGUGAAGAAAACGAACGCAAAGAGACGGCAAGCGGGAGAAGCCGAAGAGAGUCCCGUGCAGACGCCGAAGAAAACGGAGCCGCAGAGCGCGACUCCGCCGGAGACAGCCGCCGAAGAGGGGAAGGACGACGCGGGAAACGCGCCCGCAGAGAAAGAAGAGAAAGAAUCCGAUGACGAAGACUUGCCUCUCAACGCCGCAGUGACCAAAGCGAACAAGCGAGGAGGCAAGAAGGCCGCAUCGGCCGGACCCAAGAAGAAAGCGAAAGCCAAGAACUCUGAAGAGGCGCGCCGUGCGCAUGUCUGCCUUGCCCCUGGAGCGGGAGGUCUUAUUUCAGGUGGGCGCGAGUGCUGUCCUUAG
Messenger RNA from Besnoitia besnoiti, 4890 nucleotides. RefSeq lists its product as uncharacterized. The record is from RefSeq and is a predicted model, not a curated record. NCBI's taxonomy places the organism in Eukaryota, Apicomplexa, Conoidasida, Eucoccidiorida, Sarcocystidae. The coding region runs from base 1 to 4890 and encodes 1629 amino acids. The transcript has 10 exons.